Molecule: messenger RNA, 6439 nt
Organism: Chlamydomonas reinhardtii
Lineage: Eukaryota; Viridiplantae; Chlorophyta; Chlorophyceae; Chlamydomonadales; Chlamydomonadaceae
Exons: 11
Coding region: 248-4819 (1523 amino acids)
Biological process (GO): transmembrane transport
Cellular component (GO): membrane
Source: RefSeq, a predicted model, not a curated record
CACUAAAGCAUACUGUUUAGCUCUGGGCCCAGUGCUCUCGUGUCAGAACUGUCACGCCGAGACUACACCUCUUGAACCAGCUGCCUGCAUUGCUCAAUUGCCCCAGUGACAAGUUGACAUAGGAACCUAUUUUAGUCGAAGCCGGCAAAUUGGUGGCUUCAGGCUCGCAGGGGACAGCGCUGCAGAAUGGACACGCUGUUUUGACCGGACUGCCGUGAGGUGCCUGUGGGCCUCUUCCGGUGUAGCUAUGAAGCAGGCAUGCCUGCUGGGCGAGCUGCCGGCUCCUUGCCGGCGAGCUGCGCUGCUACGGUCGCAACCGCAUUUUCAGGCUGGCUCUCGCGCUGGGCGCCUCGUGCGUGUUGUCCCUACAACAGCAGCACCAGGCAGCGCCACUAGCAGCACUACCACCGCAACAGGGACUGCAGCGAGCGAUUUGCCUUUGACAGGCCGAAGCGGGAACGCGCACAACCCAGCGCUGCCACAUAAGCCCGGUUCCCCCGCACUUGCCACCGCCGCUGUCCCUCCCACCAGCGAGCCUUCAGCCGUGAUACAGGUCAGCAGCCUCAGCGCUGCUCAUUCGCAUGCCUCCGGCUCCGGCUCUGGCUCCGGCUCCGGCUCCGGUGCGGCCGCGACACCGCCCACACCGCAAGCUGCUGCCACGCAUGCCAACCCCUCACCUGCAGCGUCAGCAGGGGGGGUAGCAGGGGAGGCGAGCACCGCAGCGCCCACUGCGCCAUCCCAAGCGGCAACGACAGGAGCUGCGGCGGCGCCUGGUCCGUCAACAUCGGCGGCGCCAUUGGCAGCAGCUGCUACGCCAGUCGCAGCCGCCGCCACGCAACUCGGGGGAGCGGGUGAGGCAUCACCCUCGGCAGCAGCAGCGCCAUCAGCGGCGCCGGCUGGGACGUCCGGCCGCGCCGCCGCCGCCGCUCCCGUCGCCGCACCCACGCAUGCAGCGACCCCGUCUGCCGCUGCUGCGACAAUUGCGGUGGCGGCGGCCGCGUCGCCUGGGCGGCCGUCGCCCCCAACCUCGCCUGCAUCGCCGGGGCCAGCCACGGCCUCGGCGGCGCCGCCACCCGCGGCCGCUGCGGGACCCGUCGGGGCUGCGCCGGCGGCAGGCGGCAAUGGGACAGCCGGCGCCGCUGGUACGACUGCGUCCUCAGCGCCCUCCGCAUCGGCGGCGGGGCCCUCAGCAGCGGCCGCCGCACCUCCGCCCGCACCCGCACCUGCACCUGCCGCCGCAACGUCCUCGUCACCGCCCACAUCAACGGCGGCAGGGGCGUCACCCGCGCAACCCGCGGCCGCAACGGCCGCAACGGCCGCAACGGGAAAGGCGGCGCCUUCUGCGUCCGCGCCUGCUGCCGCUGCUCCCGUUGCCGCCAGUGCGUCUGCUGCCGCUGCUGCCUCGGGGGCCACCGCACCGUCCACACCCACCAAGGCGCCAUCAGCAGCCGCCGCGGCCACGGCCACACCGCCCUCACCCGGCGGCUCACCCGCAGCGGCGCCGGCCGCCGCGGCUGCGGCCGCACCAGCUCCGCCCGCCUCGCCCGGCUCUGCCGCUGCGUCGGCGCCGUCCUCGCCAGCCGGCAGCUCUGCGGCCGCGUCGCCCGCCGGCACUGCCAGCACCACUGGCACCACGGCCCCUGCCGCUGCCGCCCCGGCCGCUGCCUCACCACCGGCGGCGUCGGCACCACCGGCCACCACCUCGGCGCAGCCCGCCGCGGCCGCCUCGCCCUCAGCAGCGCCCGCCCCUCCCGCGCCGUCGCCGCCUCCUGGCUCCCCAGCUGCAGGCGGGGCCGCCGCCGCAGCAUCACCAGCAGCACCAGCAUCACCAGCACCAGCACCCGCCUCCUCUCCCUCUCCUCCCUCCUCCCCCUCCCCGCCCGCUCCCGCCGCCUCCACCGCGGCGGCCUCCACGCAGACGCCACCCUCUGCCCCCAGCCCCUCCUCCUCCUCCGCCUCCUCCAGCCCCGGCAUCUCCGCCGCCGCCUCGGGCUUCUCGCUGCGCCCCAUCCACGUGGUGGUGUUCGUGGCCAUAUUCGCGGGCGGGGCGCUGUUCGCGGCGCUGGCGCUGCAGUUCACCGCAGACCUGGACUACCAGGUGGCGCUGGCCACCGUGACCCGGCGCGUGACGCGGUCCGUGGCCUUCAUCAUCGGCGCCCCCACCGUGGUGUUCAACCUCAAGAGCCGCUUCUGCAAGGAGAACGCCUGGCAGUCCGAGAUGAACGGUGACGUGACGGCACAGCGGCGCUGGGAGGCGUACGACAAGCUGGGCACCUUUGUCAUCUACACCAUCACCUUUGUGCUGGGCAUCCAGGCGCUGGGGCUGGAGGUGACCUCCGUGCUGGCCAUCGGAGGUAUUGGUGGUCUUGCCAUCGGCCUUGCGGGUCGUGAGAUCUGUGAGAACAUCCUCAACGGCUUCCUCAUCAUGUCCACGAGCCCCUUCGAGGUGGGUGACGAGGUGCACUUCUUCCACUCCAACAAGAUCGUGGAGGGCAUGGUCCUGGACAUCGGCUGGUACCGCACCACCAUCCGCUCCUACGAGCGCGAGGUGUUCGUCAUCCCCAACGCCGUGUUCUCCAAGAACAUCGUGCUCAACAUCACGCGCAAGAACCGCGAGUGGCGCUUCUUCGAGCAGAUCUGCAUCCGGGUGCAGGACGUGCACAAGGCCAACGCCAUCAUCCAGGACAUCCGGCGCAUUGUGCGCAACGACCAGCGCAUCAUCACCAAGCUGCACCGCCGCAUCUUCCUGGACAAGGUCACACACGACGACUGCCGCAUCUACGUCUCCUUCUACGUCGAGGCCGCCAACCGCGAGUCCUUCAUGGCCGCCAAGCAGGACCUGCUGCUGGCCUUUGUGGACUGCGUGGAGCGCAACGGCGCCAAGCUGGCGGUGCCGCGGACCACGGUGUCCGUGGACCCCGAGGGCGCCACCGAGGCCUUCUCGCCGCUGGUGGGCGCCGCCGCCGCCAUGGCCGCAGCCAAGCUCACCAUGGACAUGCAGCAGGCGGCGGCGGCGGGAGGCGGCGGCGGCGGCGGCUCGCGCGCCGCGCUCACCGACGGGCGCAACAUCACCGAGGUCACCGUCACGGCCGUGCCCUCCACCUCCUUCUCCAGCGGCGGCUCGAGUGGGUUUGGCGGCAAUAGCAGCGGCAGCGGCGGCAGUAGCAGCGGCGGCACCACGGCCACGUCGACACGGGUGGAGAGCAAGCCGAGUAGCAGCAGCUCCAAGAGCGGGGGCGGCAGUAGCAGCGGCGGAGGGGGCGGUGGCAGCAGUGGCGCCGCGCCGGUGGUGGAGAAUGCGACGGUGGUGGUGGCGGCUGGCUCUGGCGGUGCGGCGGCCGUGGCGGGCAGCGCCAAGGACAAGGAACAAGGUGAGGAGUCCCCGGGGGCGGUUGCGCCCAGUGCUGUUGUCGGUGUGGGUAGCAGUAGCACUAGCAGCGGCAGUAGCAGCACGCCCGCAACCCCAGGCGGCACAGCCAAGCCCGCCGCCAACGUGCCGGUCAGCACUUCCACCGGCACCACCACCGCCACCAGCACUUCCACUGGCACCACCACCGCCACCGCUGCCGCCAGCACCACCUCCACGGCACCGGUGCCGCCAGCACCCAGCAGCGCGCCACCAUCCAACCCCACGCCGGUCGCUGCGGCUACAGCGGCGGCCGCCGCCGCGCCUGCUCCUGUCGUGGUGACGCUGGUCGACACCUCGAAUGAGGACGUCGGGCCCGCGCCCGCCACGACCGUUGUCACUCGUUUCAAGCCGCCGCCCGCCGCCGCCGCCGCCAGCUCUGCCGCCGCAGCGUCUGCGGCCGGUCCGGCUACCUCUGCUGCCUCCGCCGCCGCAGCCCCCGCAGCGCCGCUGCCUGCUGGUGCCUCAGGCCAGCGCCGGCCGCCGGCGGACAUGGUCACCGCCGAGGGCUUCGCAAGCUCUCUGGACGCAGACGACUCCUCAGAUGACGAGGAAGCCCCGCCCUCCGCCACCGCCCCUGCUAGUGCGACCGCCGCCGGCGGCGCGGCUGCUACUGCCGUGCAGCGGGCUCAGCCUCCGGCGGCGGCGCAAGCCUCCGCCGUCGCUGCUGUUGCUGCGCCUGUCGCGCGGAGCCAGCCGGCUGCUCCUGCACUGGCAGAUGGGGUGGCGGGCACGGCGGAGCAGGAGGAGGAGGACGGCAUUGAGGUGGACGCCGCGGAGCUGAAGGAGGAGGCGGCGCUGCUCGAGGCCGCCGCCGCCGCGGCCGGCAGCGAGGCCGCCGUCGCCAGCGGCGGAUGGCGCUGGAGCGUGGGCAGCGACGGCGUCAGCAGCAGCACCGCCGCCGCCGCCACAACAGCUAGCGUUGCGGCCAGUAGCGGCGUCAGCAGUCGUGCGGUGGGGAUCGCGAGCAGCAGCGGCGCCGGCGGCCGGACGGGUGGUGUGGUGGACGCGGCGGUCCCGGUGAGCAGCAGCGGCCGGCCGGAGGCGAGCUGGCGCCAGGCGGACGCCGCCGCCUCUGCUGAGCGCGCAUUCCGUGCCACCAGCUUCGGUGGCGGCGGCAGUGGCGGCGGCUGGGGUUUACCCGGCCGGCUUGGUGGCGGCCUGGCUGGCGGCGGUGCGGGCCGUGCCGCCAGCAGCACCACCGGCGAGGAUGAUGACGACGGCAUUGAGGUCAUCAUGGCCAGCUUUGAAGACAUUGAACCCAGCUCCGCAUCAGACACGGACGGAGGCGGCCCUAUCCCCGCCGGCAGCGGCAGCAGCAGCGUCAGUAGCAGCUUGGCGGCAGCGGCAGCGGCGGCGGCGGCACGGCCGGGCUUCAUGCGCUGGCUUGCGAGCGUCAUCUUUGAGGGCUGACCCGGCGGCCAGUGGCGGCAGCAGCGGCGGGAGUCGGAGCAGCGCCCACAGCCGCCGCGCGUGGCGAUCGGCCACUCGGGUGCCGCGGCCGCGGCUGCGGGAGCCGGUUCGCCUGCGGCGCUGCAGCGGCCGGGGUGCGCAGGGCGGCACAACGGGCAGCAGCGGCCGAGCUGUGCAUCGUGUGUUGUGAGGAGGCGGGGGCCGUUCAAAGGGCCGCCAGGGCAAAGGGUUGCGGUGCGCUGUGCGAUUGCUGCGGCACUGUCGGUCCUGGGGAAUGAAAUAAUCAUGCAUGCAUGCACACAUACCAACAUUGUCUUUUGACUUGGUGCUUACCUGGGAGAGACAGGCUGGGGUGGGCUGCUAGCUGCUCGUGCCGCAUUGGUUGUGUAGGGCUCGUGGCUGUUGUGUGUGAUUUCGCACGUACUUACUUAGCCUCAGCGAAUUCGUUCAUUACACGACUGCCGGUGAGAUGACCCCGGGCCUCAUGCGGCGUAUUCGGCAGACACAGGGGUGCGGAAGUCCAUCUCCGGAGCCCACCCAUAGCCAUCCGUCCAUGUAUUCAUGUGGAAGGAAGCGUGUUGGGCUCAUGGCGAUUGAACCAGUCGUGUGCCCACGUCUGUGUGCAGCGUGUGUCUGUGGAUAUGCAUAUGGCGCCGCAAAGGUCGCCAAGGCCGCACGUACGGCCCUGGCGUGGCGCCGCCCCCUGCCCCCUCUCGCAGCAUUACAUGCGGGCGGUGCGGGGAGGUGCGGCUGGCCGGCUGGCCGCAGUGGCGCACAGCGCUCGGCGCCGCUGCACGGGCCGCAGCGGUCGCGGCCUGCCGUGCGUCGGUGCGCCACGUGAUGUGUGUGAUGUGCGUGAGGCUCUGCAGAUCAGUGGGUGCGGUAGGGGCGUGCCAGGCACAGACACUGUGGUGUAUGUAGGGGUGACUUCAAGAAUUGCGGGUGUGUGCUGUCACUGCCGUGUUUGCAGUGGAGGCGGUGGCGGCAGUGGGCUUCGCCGCCUCUCCGCGUGAUAGCGGUGGGGUAGGCGCGUGGCUUGUCAUGUAGGCAUAGUAGGGAAGGCCGGCAUGCCCGCACUGCAAUUGAGAGUGUGCAUGUGGUGCGCGUUUUGGGUUUGACCAACGAUGCCGUAUUUGGGCCCGGGUGAUUCAGACAUCACCUGCAACGCAGUGUUGCGGGCACCUAAGUUUUGUGACACGCCACGCACAACCCUUCACGCACUCCACCCUGGGUGCGGUGCGGGUGCGGCGGUGCCCGUGGGGCGGGAGGGCAGCGCCGACUCUUCGGACACUUCCGGCACCCCACGUCUUGCUCGGCCCAAGCAGUUAUAGUUUUGAGCAGGCUGUAAAUUGUAUGCGUUCAUGCAGAUAGAAGCAGUGGUGUAGGUAGCGUGACCGCAGCGAGAACCUGGUGGUGCGUUGGCGACUACCGCUCAGGUGAGGUGCUGGUGUUCUUGUUCGGAGUGCUGUCGUUGAUGUGUUGUUUCAGGUGCGGGACGAAGGCGCCUCAUCAGGGUACGACAUGUGGAGGCGCGAUGGAAUGAUUGACAAGGACUGGUGGACUAGUGAGACUUGUGCAUUUGAUGCAUUUACGCAGAGUUACGUGUAACGUACAAUCAAU